This is a messenger RNA of Cinclus cinclus, 4936 nucleotides long. RefSeq names its product cofilin 2 (gene CFL2). The transcript is spliced from 4 exons. Gene Ontology annotation, molecular function: actin filament binding. The record is from RefSeq and is a predicted model, not a curated record. Gene Ontology annotation, cellular component: cytoplasm; actin cytoskeleton; actin cortical patch. NCBI's taxonomy places the organism in Eukaryota, Metazoa, Chordata, Aves, Passeriformes, Cinclidae. Gene Ontology annotation, biological process: cell motility; actin filament severing; actin filament fragmentation. The coding region runs from base 976 to 1425 and encodes 149 amino acids.
AGCGCCGGGCCGGAGGGCGCGGGGCGGAGGGAUUCUCUCCGUGCCCGCGAACAAAGCGGGGAGUGGGGCCGGCGGCGCCCCCGGGGACAAAGACGGCUCCCUGCGAGCCGCGCACCUGCCUUCCCUUCCCUUCCCUUCCCUUCCCUUCCCUUCCCUUCCCUUCCCUUCCCUUCCCCGGGCAGCCUGCGCUGGCAGCGCCUGCCUCGGCAGAUGUAAUUGCUGGACCGAGAGCAAGGGCGCUGCAGAUGGGCUGAGCUCGCUUGCUCGCUCGCAGCGGGGUUUGCUAAAUUAUUUCCAUUUUGCCUUGAGCUCCCCAUUUUCCCUGCCGGUGUUUUGUUUCCUUGCUGAUUUAGGCUCUUGUUUUGAACGGCUUGCAAGUCUUACGGGGAGCUGUACAGCUGUAACUGGUAUUUUUAUAUGAAAGAAGAGCAGUCGAACAAUACUCCCGCAUCAGUGUGAAGUAAAAUUCGGGAGUUCUUACGGCACCGUGUUGAAGCUGACACAACGCAGAAAACAUUUCUGCUGCUUGUAGAGCCUUACCUCACCCAACAAAAUGAGAGUCAUGACAGUGCUGGAUGUGAGCUGCUGGUGUAGUGUUUGCUCUACUAGAAAAAAAAGAAAAGAAAAAAAAAAUCAACCCACCAAAACCCCACCCCCUCCUAUCCCAACCGAAAAUUACAAACUCCUCUCUUAUGUUCAGUUCCUACCCCCUCAUCACUCCCUCUUCCCCUCCCCCCAAAUAAGCCAAAUGCAUGAUAAGGUAAAGGAAAACUGAGUAGUACAGUUGUGUGAGUAGUUGUAUGAAACUGCUAUCCAGAAUUGCAGCUGAAAAUGCUGAGAUCUACAAGAAGAAACUACUGAAUUCAUGCCUCCUUUAUACCCUGUGCUCCAGUCCAGCAAAUAUUGCUGAAUUCAUAGUGUGUUCAGGCUUCUGGAGUAACAGUGAAUGAUGAAGUCAUAAAGGUUUUUAAUGACAUGAAAGUAAGGAAAUCUUCAACCCCAGAAGAGAUUAAAAAAAGAAAGAAAGCUGUUCUCUUCUGCUUAAGUGAUGACAAAAAACAAAUAAUUGUAGAGGAAUCAAAGCAGAUAUUGGUUGGUGACAUUGGUGAUACUGUGGAGGACCCCUAUACAGCCUUUGUGAAGUUGCUACCUUUGAAUGAUUGCCGAUACGCUUUGUAUGAUGCCACAUACGAGACAAAGGAAUCUAAGAAAGAAGACCUGGUAUUUAUAUUCUGGGCUCCUGAAAGUGCACCUUUAAAAAGCAAGAUGAUCUACGCAAGCUCUAAAGAUGCCAUUAAAAAGAAAUUUACAGGUAUUAAACAUGAGUGGCAAGUAAAUGGUUUGGAUGAUAUUAAGGACCGUUCAACACUUGGAGAGAAAUUGGGAGGCAACGUGGUAGUUUCACUUGAAGGAAAACCCUUAUAAAAAGACAGACAAGUGCCAUCUGGAUCUAAGGAGCUUCCAUUUCUGCAGCUCGUUCAAUUGGAAUAGCAUUAGUCUCCCCUUCCCCUCCCCUCCUCAAAAAAUAAGCCCCUUCCCCACUACCCUGAAGGAGAUGUCAUUGUUAAGCAGUCUACCAGUGAUUGCCAUUAGACUGUUUGAUCCUGGUAGUUUUAUGUAGGAUUCAAGGAAUGCUUUCACGUCAUACUCCUGGCCAAAACUGACGUUGCAGGCAUUCCUUGCAACAUGUUCAGUGAAUGUGAUAGUUAAUGUAAAUAGUCUAGCAGACAGCAAAGGGUAAGCUAAUUGAAUGCCUUGAAAGUAUUGUCCACUGGUCGGAUGGUAGACUCUCUACAGUAUUACUUACAGUUGCACUUGAUUGCAGUUCCAUGAGGCUCUUGUGCAUUCAUACACCUCACCUGCCUUGACAAGCCUAUUUUUGUGACAUGGCAGCACACAACACUAUGCAUUUAAAGCACUUUUUUGUAAUAUGUUUGACCCGCCCCCCUCCCCCAAGGAAUGCCAAUUAAGUUGCUGUAACUGUGUCAUCAGAUUAUUGUAGUACCUCAGUUUCAUUCCUGUUACAUGCAUAUCUUUAUAAAUGAAGUAGCUGUUACGAUGCCUUUUGUUUUCCAUUGAAUGUACACUACUGAACAGGAGUAGAAGUUAUCUGUUUACCAUAUGAGUCUUGAAACACUAAAGUUUUGUAAAACAUCAGUCAUGAUGGCAAUUUCUGUAUUAAAAAGAGCCUUAAAUGGAACAUUGUUUUUUGAGAUCAAAAACUGGCCACGUUGCAAUAAAACUUGUGGCUUAUUACAGAACGUUGCCUUGUUUUCAUUGGAAAUUACAGUUUUUAAGUGUUUGAGCAUAUUUCAAAUAACUUCUGUGGAAAGUAUUGUGAAGGUAAACAAUCAUUAAUCUCAUCUUGAAUAAUGCAAGUUUUUAAUAAUGAUUCAGGCACUGCUUUACAAUACUUUGUGGCUCUGUUCUGGCUGUUCAAUAAAGGGCCUGCUCCUAGUUUACUGCAAAGUAAAGAAGCUACCACUGUUGGAGACCAUUAGUUCCGUGAAACACUUGUGUCAGAAACUUAAAAAUACGACUCAAUUAACCAUGCAGUGUGUUUUGUACCUGAAUGUUCUUAAAGUUCUACAUGCCAGAGUAAAACCUUGCACGAGUUUUUACAGCCAGCCGUCUUUCUCAGUUAGAUGAUGUGUAAUGAGAGUUAAAUCCAGGAUAUGAAGCGGGGAAAUAAUUUUUGUUUCUUGAGUGUUGCAGUUAGACCAAGUCAGUACAAGAAUUAGCCUAAAUGAGCUGUUCUACUUGUUAGCUUCUAUGUAAAUAGAACUGGAAAGUGUUUGCCACUACUGAGGCUUGCAUAGGGGACGUGUUUUGGCUGGGAGCCAAAUAAUGCUCUCCUUAUAGAGAAUUUGAUCUGCUCUGUGUGAGCAAUCCUCCGUUAGCCAGAGCUAUUUAUGGCAAACACAUGCUUUUGUAUCUUGUCAUCGUUAUCCACAAAUGGCAAAACUGGACAUGAUUCUCCUGGUAUGCAUAAAGGAGCGCUGUUAGGCAGCCACUGGCAGCUGAACUGUACAUGCUGCAAGAAGGAAUGCUCUUUUAUCAUUACCUUAUUUUAAAAAGUUGGUAGAGUGGAAAUGCGGGCUCUCUAUGUUCAGUCCAUAGCCCUUUUUCAACAAGGAAGCAGAUAAUAAUCCAAAAACUUUUUUUCCCCCAGCAAUAGUUUAAGUAACCUACUGGUACUGAAUUUAGGCUCUCUUGUCCUGUAGAACUUUAAGACUUUAUUUCGGGCUUCUGGCUAUCCCUAUGACUUGCACAUCUCAUUGUGUUAGCUGUUCUCUGUAGACUAAACUUUACUAGAAUUUAAGUAAAAAGGCAUGAUGACCACUGACUUACUAAGUGUAAUAAUGAGUCUUGGUUUUGAUCUACAAAACUCUCCUUUCAGGUACCUUUUAAGAUUGCAAAGUAACUGAUGGUAUGCAUGUUGUCUAGAUGAAAAAAAAAAACCCCACAACUUUUUAUUCCUCAAAAUAGUCUAUUUCUGAUCAUUCUUGUUGUAUGCAAAGCCCAGUUUAAUGUAAAGAUCUUUGUGCUUUAUGUUUAACUUCAGUUCAGUACAGUAAAAUGAAAUUUCCUUUUAACUGAUUUUUCACAAGGAAUAAACUGUUUCUUUAGAAAAAGCCAAAAUGGAGAAUGUUAAAUUUUAAUAAACCAUUUGAAUUUUCAUUUUAGACAGUAAACUUUUUUUAAGGAGUACUGUGUUUAAAUUUAUUGUUUGUCUCUGCUGCAGUCCAGAAAAAUGUCUGUGGCUUCUUAGUUGAAUAUUACAGGUUCUUUUUUUAUUAUUUCUUUUUCCUGAAGCUAGCUUAGGUGUAUAUUCACUCAGUCCAACUAGCUAUGAAAUUGAAGCACAAACUGUCUUUUUGUAAGAUUCCUACCAAAUUAAAGUUUUGGAUCCAAAAGGAUCAGCCUGCCUUCAGUUUGUUCUUGAAAUGAAUGACUGACUGAUUGAUGCGAGGUCCAAUUCAGAUGGCUUACUUUUACAAAAGAACAAAACAAAACAAAAAAAACCCCAAACAAUAACACCACCACCAAAAAAAAUCAACAAAACCAACCAACCAACCAAAUAAACAAACAAACAAAAAAACAAACAAAAAGAACCCCACACCAAUAAAGUGCUACAGAACUGUUACUGUUUGAAUUAUAAAACAAAUGAAAGACAGCUGGCGUCUGUUCCAAAAUGGUUUGUCAGCUGUUGUUUUCUGUCAUUAUGCAAAAUGGUGAGGGCCUCAUUGUGAUCAAGAAGUGGAGGAAAAUCCUCUCAAGUUGAAUAUCUUCUGUGUAUCUCUGUGUAGAUGUGACUUUUGGAUAUCUUUGCUUCAAUUAUUUUAUUGAUAAAGAGAUGUUAAAUAAAUUUUUCAUGAGUAGCUUGUGCAGAAAUGGCAUUUUUCUUCCAUAAAGUAUUUCAAAGCCAGCAGUUUUGUUUGAUUUGGUAAAUCCUGGAAAAGGUAUAGAUAGAUGGGUUUGAUUUCUCUGAAAAGGGAAAUCAAUCCAAGACUAGAAUGUGUAAGCGAGGUUUACACUUGUGGCGAUUUUAGAAUUGCAAAGCUUAAAUUUAUAUGGACUUGAGUGUAAAAGUCACUCCUAGUCAGAUCAUGAAGUGGAGUUUGAGUAUGCUCAGUUAAAACCCAAAGAGUUUCACUAAGUGGAAAAGUUUCUCUGCUCUACCAUUCCCUCAGAACAGGCGAUGGAAUACAGCAAUUGCCACAACUUGAUAAUAAGCUUUACUCCUAUGCCAGUUCCAGUGUAAACCAAAUUUUCAUGUCUGCCUAUUUUUUAUAAACUUCUGUAAGUCCCCUUUAGUUUGUGGUGGUGAGUUAAUGAUUGUAGAGUGAAAACACGGCACUAAUGGUGGAUCAGAGAUCAUCAAUGUAGCACCUGUCUGAGUAUUGAAUUUCUUUGGAAUAUUUCUGAUUUUGAA